Molecule: messenger RNA, 1721 nt
Organism: Aplosporella prunicola CBS 121167
Lineage: Eukaryota; Fungi; Ascomycota; Dothideomycetes; Botryosphaeriales; Aplosporellaceae
Exons: 2
Coding region: 246-1649 (467 amino acids)
Source: RefSeq, a predicted model, not a curated record
UCUUACGGCUAUCGCUCUGGAAAGUGAUUCGAUCUGGAUUAACUCCCAAGCUAAUGCUCUUGUUGCUCUAGGCUGUCUUGUAAAGUGUUUGGGUUGUUUGUGUCGAGUCAAGGCUACUUUGGACAAAAAGCCUGGGCGGGCGGGAUCCCAGGCUCUAGAGUUUGGGGGUAUCAAUCGAGUACGUUUCGUGUGAUUGAUCUAUCUUCUCUGCCGUGUGCGCACUUCUGCUACUGUAUCUAUUCGCUAUGGCCGGAAACAGUGAAGAUAAAGUGUCUACAUCCUGGCUUUCGAAAGAGCCUGUCGUGAUCCGAUGGAAGCCGCGAGAUACGGAUGGUUUUGCAAGUCUUGGCUAUCAAAUGCCGUCUUCUUGGAAAGCAGAUCCUAUGCUUUGGCUGGGGCUUUCUACCGCGCCCAACGGCGAAAGACUUGCACAGAUCUGGUGCAAAUGUCCCAUCAGAGUUGAGAGCGAGCCGACUAUAGGAAGCUCUAUCAAGCUCAUCUACAACAUUGAACCUAAAAAUAUCCGAGAUUUCAAAAUUGAGCAGUGCUCGUCGACCAUUACAGCGGAAGUGCAGGCUGGAAUGAGAAACAGUUCCACAUCCACCGGAAAUUUGGUGCAUCUACAGUUUGACCUCAAGCAACCGGGUAGUGUCGCAAUGCCUGCGGCGUCCAAGUCAGCAUUUCCGCCAGCAAGACAAAGCGAUCAUGAUGUCGUGCAAGCUUUGAAGUCACUGUCCGAAGCCACUCGCAUUCACAUGUACUUCAAAGUUAAGAACGGCGAGUACGACAGCUCUCAGCAGCUGAGUCGGGCCAAGUUGGAAGCUCUUCGCACGGCUUGGCUGUCUGGUGAGCUCGGGUCAACCGACAAACUCAAUGUUACCUACCAAUCUAAAGGUCAUCUUGAAAAUGCCUGGGAAAUCUUUGACCCUCCCGUGUACGAUGAUGCUACCGCUGCAAGACCUGAAAAUAAGCGCAAGGUGAAUUCCUCAGGAACCCAGAAGGAGGAUCUAUCAGAGGGUUCUGCAGUCGGUGUGCAGGAUGAUAAAAGGGAAGGGACUGAAGUUCGCCCUUUGAAAAGAUCUAGGACUGAAGACGAUCCUGAAAAAGUUAUCCCUAAGUUUAGGGAUCCACUUCUCACUGCAACUUGGCUGCAGCUUGCCCAGGAGAUUUCAAAAGACCAACUUGAGCUGCUUCGACACAUGAAAGAGUUCUUCGACUGGGUAAGAGACGGUAUAUCUGAAGGCUUCGUCAAUUUAUUCACGAGACCGGCUCAGCUAGGCUCGAUAUAUGGCGAUCGAGCUGCGAUGAUAACCGCCGACCUUUUGACUCUCGGAUACCACGCCCGCACAGGAGACAAAAGCGCCUUCCGCGAUACGUUUGCUAAAUGCCGCGUAGACCUCCCUUUUUACUGCGGCGGCUUGAGCUGGGCCCGGUACAGCGAUCGGAGCAGAACGGCAUCUGCGCUGUAUGACGAGAUGAUGAGUUGGAGCAAGUGGACAUUGGAAAUUGAGACGCAUCCAGAAAAGUCGAUGUUUGGGUUUUUUGAGCUGGGUCAGUUCGCGCGGGAAGCGGACUGGAUGAACUUUGACGACUUGCUGCAUACUUGCUUGGCCACUUUCUUCUUUCGAGUUGGUAGAAUGCCGUCGUAGCCGCGUUGGUAUGUAUUUGUUGGCUGCUGUCCCGAUGCCUGAUCGACUUUGUCAUGACUGUUUUCGUCACGC